Molecule: messenger RNA, 2864 nt
Organism: Gymnodraco acuticeps
Lineage: Eukaryota; Metazoa; Chordata; Actinopteri; Perciformes; Bathydraconidae
Gene: adrb3a
Product: adrenoceptor beta 3a
Biological process (GO): adenylate cyclase-activating adrenergic receptor signaling pathway; norepinephrine-epinephrine-mediated vasodilation involved in regulation of systemic arterial blood pressure
Cellular component (GO): membrane
Molecular function (GO): norepinephrine binding; beta3-adrenergic receptor activity; epinephrine binding
Source: RefSeq, a predicted model, not a curated record
GAGAGAGAGAGAGCAAAAGGGUAGCCACUCUGGUGCACUCUGGUGGUUCUUCUCCAACGGCGUCACUGUUGCUUGGUCUCCAACAGUCCACACUGUGGCAUUGUAGCUCCUGCAAGCUUCAGCGAAAACACAGCAAACUCCGCAAGUCCCAGUGGAUUUAUCUAAAUGGACACGUCCGGAUAACUUUACUUCUGAAAGUCUUUUUUGCUUUAUGUUAACGCUUCUCGGAUUCGUGAAAGUGCUGUCACUACUUGAACUAAUAUUGUUUUCAGCUUUUGUGGACACUUGUGGAUACAUCUUUUUUAGAGAAACCUGCUUUGGUUGCCCGCACCAGAAGAACUUGCACUAAAAAAACAAUCUUGGUCAUCACAUCUGGAAACAUGGAAAGCCACUACUGCCUUUUGAACACAGCCAAACAGGACUCCCAAGCUGUGAAAUGUAAGCAGCAACUGCAAAGUCAAGAAUAACUAUUAUCGAGUGAGCAGAUUUAUGAUGCUUGUAAGGAAAGCAGAUUCUUCAGUUUUGUUAACGUGAGAAAAAACAACCUGUAGCUUAUUAUAAUGGAUGGCAACUUGAGCACUCUUGCCUCCUAUGUGCUCAACAGUACUGAUCCGUACCACGAUGCGGUGGGCCCCUGGAGCCUCAUCGUUCUGGUCAUCAUCAUACUGACCAUAGUGGUAGGAAACCUGCUGGUGAUCAUCGCUGUAGCUCGUACUUCACAGCUACAGACGACCACAAACAUUUUCAUUAUGUCCCUGGCGUGUGCUGACCUCAUCAUGGGGGUCCUCGUAGUGCCUCUGGGGGGCACUAUAGUGGUGACGGGAAACUGGCAGCUCAGUGACACGUUCUGUGAGUUCUGGACCUCUGUGGACGUCCUGUGUGUGACGGCGAGCAUCGAGACGCUCUGCAUCAUAGCAGUGGAUCGAUAUAUAGCCAUCACGAGGCCUCUCAGGCACAAAGUUCUCCUCAAUAAGUGGCGUGCCAGGGUAAUAGUUUGCCUAGUGUGGGUAGUGUCCGCUCUAAUUUCCUUUGUACCGAUUAUGAAAGGGUAUUGGAGAGAUGAUGACAAGGAGGCAAAGUGCUACAAUACCACUACAUGCUGUGACUUUGUGACCAACAGGGCCUUUGCUAUUAUAUCUUCUAUCGUGUCUUUUUAUAUUCCACUGCUCAUAAUGAUAUUUGUUUAUGCAAAAGUUUUUCUAAUAGCCACACGGCAGGUUCAGCUCAUAGAUAAGAAUCGCCUGCGUUUCCAGAAUGAUUGUCUAACAGCGCAGGUUAGCCCCUACAUCAACAAUAUCCUGCCAAACGCGUGUCCAGCCCCAAGCACCUUGCAGAGAAAGAGCGCCAAGCGGCGGCCGUCACGGCUGAUGCUCGUCAAAGAGCACAAGGCCCUGAAGACCUUAGGGAUCAUCAUGGGGACCUUCACUGUGUGCUGGCUGCCGUUCUUUGUGGCCAACAUCAUCAACGCAUUUGAAAGAGAUAUUCCCUCAGAGAAGAUCUUCAGACUCUUAAACUGGCUGGGUUACAUCAACUCUGGCCUCAAUCCUAUCAUCUACUGCAGGAGUCCGGAGUUUCGCACCGCGUUCAAGAACCUGCUGGGAUGUCCGUGGCUGCUGUCCACCCUGCGGCCAAAUAGUUUUUAUAAAGAGCUGAGGACUCGCUGCUCCUGCUUCCUAUGGCAGGCUGAGGCGGGGCACAGCCAGCUCUUUCCAGAAGUCUCCGAAGAGUAAGAGCGAUGGCUGUGAGAGUCUGGGCAGCAGUAUUGGAAGCAGAAAAAGUGACAAGGCUUCCCCUGGUGCUCUGCGCUCCAAUGGAAGCACACAGUUCAGCCGAAUUAUCAGAACCAGAAACCACAUUCUUCACAUUGCAGGAGAAGGAUUGAUGAACUGUCUAAUGUCAAGCUACUGAAGCAAACUGCAGUUGGUUACUGUGCGUCCCUGCUAAGGCCGGAAGAGCUGAGGAAACGUCCAACCACCGGCACUGAUAACCCCGAAGAGACGACGGGAUUGACUGUAGAGAAAAAAGCGGAUUUGGUCAGGAGGGGACAUGUCUCUGAAGACAGGAAAUGGACUGCUGUAGCUCGAAUCACAGACAAUAAGUGACACCAAGGUAUCCUGAAUGAGACGAUGAUGUUUUAAACGCAUUCCAGAUAACCUUUGGACAGUGUAUGUGACUUGUGGUGUCAAAAGUACGAGCUAAUUUUGUACAGUAUAUUAUCUGGUAAGUUAUCUAUUUAUGAUACACUGAAUACAACAUUUUCUAACUUAAUACAAAGUGGUGGUUCUGCUAUGGUCGUCACUGUCAGUGUAAUAUAAGCUAAACUAAAGGGCUUUGCAUUUAAAUGUUAAAUUCUGAUGUAUGUCUUCAGUCUUAAUCUUUCUGUUUCAAGCGUUAAAGUCACACAAUACUAUCCUUUUUAAAUCCAGUAGGGUUAUGGAUUUGUUUUCAAUUCUGAUUGACUGGCAGGUAAUAUGUUAUCGGCACAACCUUAACAUAAGUUCUUUAAACAUUAACAGUCAUAAAUAUUUUUCUAAAAAAGGUACAGUUACAAAUUGCAGGUUCAGAUAAGAAAACACAUCUGCUACAUGCUAUGUUAUCAGUCACACCCUACCUUGGCUCAAUAACACACUCUGAAAUGUCCAAAUAUAGAGAAAUAAUGGACAAUGGAGGAAAAAUCAUUAUUUUUGUUAUAUCCGGACACCUUGUUGUGUGUUAUUACGCACAUCAUCUGUUGCAUUGAAACUGUGUAAUAUUGUUCAUGUAUGCUCUGUAUGCAAAUUCACUGCCACAAAAAAUGAGUGCAAUAUGUUGACAUUUUAAAACUACUGAGUUGAUAGCAUUAAAAUAUUUUACUUUGAAACCGA